AGUGAUGGAUUAUGAUACCUACAGUGCCCAUGAUGUUAUUGGAAAAUUGUAUAUAGACUUAAAUCCUCUUCUAUGGAAUGAGGGUGCCUCCAACAUAUCUGGUUGGUUUCCAAUCUAUGACACGAUGCAUGGGGUUAGGGGUGAAAUGAACGUGGUUGUUUCCGUUGAACUCUUCCCUGACCUGAACAAAUUCCGACAAUCAUCUUGUGGUGUGCAGUUCUUCAGCACUAGCCAGGUACCAGCACGACACACCAUGUCGUCUGUCCUUGGAUUUGUAGAGGAGCUAGUCGUCAAUGAUGACCCAGAAUAUCAGUGGAUUGAUAAAAUACGAACGCCAAGAGCAUCGAACGAAGCAAGGCAGCUGUUAUUUUCGAAGAUUUCUGGACAGUUACAAAGGAAAAUUGGUCUAAAAGUUCUCGAAAUUGGAGGAAAUGCUGUACUUGGGUAUUGGCAGUGUUUUGAUUUAGAAGGAGAGUCUGGUAUUGUAGUAAGAGGGAUCGGUACUGCAGCGCUACUGCAGAAGAUGGACACACCUUUAUCACCAACAUCACUCAGUCCGCCCAAAGACUUCUAUAAAGAGUUGCCUUCAACUUCUCAUGAUAAUCAAAGUGAAUCUGGAUCGUAUGAGUCUACUGGUGGAUCGGUAAAGACGUGGCAAGGUGCCCCUCCUUCGCCGACAAAAGGUGUUCCUAUCAAACACCAUGGUUCAGAGACUGACUUAGCUGGCAGUAUAGGUGGCGGUAGUAGCGGCAGUGGAGGUCACCGAAUGUCAAGAAGUGCACCCCCGUUAAUGAAUAUUGACUUACUAGAAUAUCCAUUUUUUACAAUGACGUCAUUUCCAACGGAUUUCGUUGUCCAUCUUGCGGGAAUGGUAACAGCACGUUCUGUUAAACUUCUUGACAGGAUUCAUAAUCCAGAUGAACCAGAAACACGGGAUGCAUGGUGGAGGGAAAUCCGUACAGAGAUCAGGUCACAUGCAAAUGCAAUGGGAUGCCAUGCUGUGGUUGGUUACAGGGAAACGACGACAAUAUGUGAUGAGAUAUGUGUGUUAUCAGCCAGUGGAACAGCAGCCAUUGUUAAUGUCAGCCUCCAACAGAGAAAUCCAGCAGGUAUCUUAACGGUGUCGUUGGAUAGAACAGAGUUUAUCAAAGAGCAGCAAGACGCAACAUCUGUGAACGAUGGGAUGUCUGAAAGUUUUCAUCAAGAUAAUGUUGGAACAUCUUGCAGUUUAUGUCACAUACCAUAUAAGGAUUCUACAUUACCAUUUCCUGUUACAUUGUCAAAAUGUCAGGUUUGCAGAAAAUACAAAGUACCUGACAUACUGAUUACAACAGUAGAACCGCCUGCAGAACUUCAGUACACGGGAAGAGGUUGCUUUUUACAGGCAAGAAUUUGCAGACCAAAAAAACAUGCGCAGGGUGAGAGUAAUGCAACACAAAUUGGUGAUGCACUGCCGUUUAUGGAAUAUGAGUUGCACAGACGAAUUAUAAAUAAACUGAAGGUAAAGGGUAUGAAUGCACUGUUUGGGUUGCGAGUCCAGGUGAUAGUGGGGGAGGAACUACUUGUUGGAACAGCAACUGGGACAGCUGUUUAUAUAAGUGCUCUUCCUCCCCCUUCAGCGUUAAAAUUGACAGGGAAGACUGGUAAUAUUGAUGAGGAUGAUAAAAAAAUUUCAAGUCUUCAAAAACGGAUUUCUGAUGCAAUUGCUAAAAAUAAAGAACAGUACAACUUGACUACCACAGACCAUACAACUGAAUUAACAGAUAGUCCAAAACACACAGACAGUCAAUUGGAUGUUGAUGACCUCGGUGAUUCACAACUAUAUAGAGACGCGUACAUAUUUGAAAUUGAUGAUGCUGAUAACAAGGAAAUUGCUGAUGCCCUGCUAGAACCAGACCUGCCAGCAGGCUUCUUUAGUUGUAGUACUGAAAAAAUGCCAGGAGAUCUCAAUUUGACAAAACAAGUACAGACUGUGAAUCUUGUGUGGCGACAGAGCAUGAAGCAACCAUCCAAUCAGAACUUGUCACGGAUAUUUGAAAAUCUUCUUGAGAGCCUUUGCUUCAAACUUAGGGCAUUAUAUCCUUGUUGUUUGUGUUCGUUGCAAUUCGAUGUCGCUCUUCCAGAAGAUGAAAUCAUUCAGAUAUGGGUGACAGCGGCAUUAUUAGAAGUAGCCGACUCAAAAUCAACUCCAAAAAAGAAAGGCCCAAGAAAUUCAGCUGAUGCUGAUUUGAUGUUUGCAAUAGAGGAGUUAUCCCCACCCUCACCCCAGCAGUCACAGACCCCAGUCAAAGGUGUAAAGUCUGCUACAAAAUUAGACAAAAAACUUCAGAUAAAGGAAAUGUCUGUGUACCCUGAAGUGCAGUUGACACCGUUACCCAACAUACCAGGAGCACAUAUUGACGAGUACCUUGGCAACAUCAACAUCUUUUUCAUCCGUGAAUCAACAUCAUUAACACAGGGUGGAGGUGUAAAUGGAUUUAUGCAUCAUUUUAUCACAGAGGUGAAUGCGAUGGUGAGAUCACAUGUUGCAGCUUUAGGUGGAAAUGCUCUUGUUGUGUAUACUAUGAUAGAUUGUAUUUUAAUGGAAAAUCCGCAUAAAAAUCAGUGCCAGUGUUUGGUCAACGUUAGUGGAGAUGCAGUACAUGUGCAAUACGAUAGUGAUGUGAUGUAUAUUGGCCAGCGCGUUGGAGAAUCUCAAGGUUCAUCGCCUCGCAACAUUCCUCAGAGCGAAUCAUGAUAAAGUGCUACAUUCUGUAUAUGUAGUUCAGAUGAUGGCGAUCACUUUACAAAGACAAAUUAUAUAAAUAUGUAACUUUGAAAUUAUUAUGCAAGUUCCACUGUUUUGGAGUUCUGUCUUUCUUUUAAUGCUUUUUCUCUUAUAAAUUUCCUUUUUUUUUAACCAUCACUGUUCAUUCUCCUUUUUAUUUUUUGUUGUUAUGAAUCGAACCUAGGAAUUUUUGGAAGUAAGAAGACAAGUGGAGUUGUGUUUGGUUGUGAGAUUUAUUGAGAAUAAGUCCUGCUAUCACAGGAAUUGAACCCAGAAUCCUGGAAUUAGAAGGCAAGCAUCUUAACCACUAAGCUAUUCAACUCCACUACAAAUUUAUUGAAUUAGGCCAGUGAGGUUUAUCUUAUAUUUAUUAGGAACCUUAUCCAUCCAUUUGUACAGUUUUUUCCAAUGUUUUGUUUUAAAACAAAUAAAGAUUAACAAUAGUAAACAAUAGUGUGAAACAUGGGCGUUAAAAGUAAGCAAUUAGAAAAACAUUGGAUUGUUUGUCUUUAUUUGGAGUACUGUAUGAUAUGUACUAGCAAGGAGGUUAAAAUAAAAUUUGGAAGAGAUGUUACUAAUUACUCUACAUAUUUUGAUAAUGCCUGUAAUGGUUUUUUUUAAGGUUUAGUAGGGCUUAUCCAUCCAUUUUGUACAGUUUCUUCCAAUGUUUUGUUGCGUAUUCUUAUACAGCAUAUAAACCUUGAAGCCAAAUGGGUGUGAGUUUGAGACCAAUUCUUGACACAUUGCUUCUUCAAGAUAUUUUAUCUCUGUUUAUAUCUCUAUAAAGCCUAGACUAGACUAUCAAAUUUUAUGACAAAAAUAUGUGACAUGCCCAAAUACGGUCAUGAUGACAUCACAUCAUUACCAUAUAGGCACAUCAUGACUAUAUAUGGGCGUACAAAAGUUUUUUGUCUAAGAAAAUUUUAUAGUUUGGCCAGAGCUGUUGGACCAUGGACGAUUUUUUAACAAACUUAAGUAUUGCUGCAUAUGUGUGUACUCUUUACAGUAUGUCCUUUAAAAUGAUAUUAUUUCAGCAGGUUUUAUGCUGUCUGGUAGAUCAGUUGUCUUAUUGUUGGGUUGCGAUGAUAAAUGGAUUAAUUUUCUCUUUAUUUCAAGUUCCCACACAAUGGUCCUAACAGAGAACAGUAAAAACAAAUCCCAAAAAUAUAGAAUAUUGAGAAUCAGGGCUGGGUUUAUUUAUUUAUUUUUUUUUUCUGGCAUAUUAUUUCUGUAUAUUAUUUUACUUGAACAAGUAUGUUUCCAUGAAUUUUUGUUAAGUGUGCUUGAGCUUUAUUAUAUAAACAUGAAAAGAAGUUGCAAACAUAUUGUUGUAAACAGUGAAUAUGAUUUCAUCAUCAUAUCACAUAAGCAUUAAUUAAUUUGUUUUUAAAUAAUUCUUUUAUAGAAUAUUGAGAAUCAGGGCUGGGUUUAUUUUAUUAUUUUUUUCUGGCAUAUUAUUUCUGUAUAUUAUUUUACUUGAACAAGUAUGUUUCCAUGAAUUUGUGUUGAGUGUGCUUGAGCUUUAUUAUACAAGCAUGAAAAGAAGUUGCAAACAUAUUGUUGUAAACAGUGAACAUGAUUUUAUAGCACAUAAACAUUAAUUUGUUUUUAAAUAAUUGUUUUAUACAUAUUGUAAUUGAUCAUGUCUAUAAACUGUUCAAUAUUGUGGGAUGUGUGCUGAGACUGUGAUAAUUUUCAUCAUACAGUUAUAACUUGCAAUGGCCCAAUACUCUAUACAAAUAUGUAUAAACGCAAUAACAAAGAAAAGUUUGAAAUCAAAUAUUAUUAGUUAUACUUGAAUGUGUGACCAAAAUUAGCCAAUCAUUAUCAGCUUUAAAUGUCAAAAAAUAUAUAAGCCUGACAGGCCUACAUGAGGUUAUAAAAACACUAUCGAUUGGAUAAUGAAUGCUUUAUAUUCUUGAUUUUUGUUAUUUUUUUUUUAAAGAAGUGGUUAAAGUCUUUCAACUUCCUCUUCCAUCUUUAUCAUGUUGGUUAUUAAAGUAGUAAUCCCACAUCUGUAAAUUUUUAGUUGAUAUUCAUCCUUUGCCUGUUGAAAAUGUUAAUAUCCUGACCUAUCUAGUUGCAAUGGAGCAUGUGACCUAUUGCAUCUUUCUGGAGUGUCAAUCAAAAUUUACAACUUACCAAUCAGAACAUGGCCAUGAAUACGCGCCUUUCUAACAAGCACACGUGUUGUAUUACCAACGCACUUGUUUGCGUAUUUUUUGAAACUGUCAUUUUGUGGAAUCAUAGCAACAAUAUUCCAGGGGCAGGCCUUAGCGUAAAGGUACAUUCCAGAUGCACUGGGUGAUUUUUAGAAUUUCUGUACAUGCAAAAAUGACAUUGAGGGAGACUGACACUUCAGAAAAUUGAUGUAUAUUUGAUGAUAAUGCAAUAAUUAUAUAAUUUUAAAUGUUACUUUAUAAGUUGUUUCAGAUAAUGUGAUGAAUGUUUACUCAAUUUAACAGUAUGUACGAAACAUUCAAAUCAAGGUGUAUGUAACUGCUGUAGUACGCUCGCAUCUGUGUGAUUGAUAUACAAGUACUUUAGUGUCUUUGCCGCUAACUCACGGUAAUGUUAUACAGUACACUAUCAUUCAGUCAUACACAAUCGUGUUUCAGAUGUGCCGCCUCUCCCUAUGACUGUUAAGCCGGCAACUGUGUUGUAUGACGAAUCCAACUCCGCUCCCUGUGAACACUAGAAGACAACGAUCCGUUGCAUGUGCGUCGCCACAUUGCGUUCUUUAUAGAAUUGUGCCCGGUGAGUGCCCGGCUUAAAGCUACGUUCACAUCAAGCCCGGACCGGUCCAGAGCCCGGACAAAAAAUUGUGAGUUGCUACGUAUUUUGAACGCUGUGUUCACAUCGCGCAUGGGACACGGUUGUUGGGUAAAGUACGUAUGCGUUCGAUUGGUUUGAACCAAGCAAGCUUGUUGUUGAUUGGUCCAAGAAAAUAAAAACGCACGAUUUCAGGAUACAAAUGGCUCUCAGAUCCGGAGUCCGAAUUGAAAAUCGUAUGAAUUUUAUGUGAACAGUCCUAUUCUUUACCACUGAACCCAUUUUUCACAAUUUUUUCUCCGGAUUCCGGGCUUGAUGUGAACGUAGCUUUAAGCUCUGUCCAGACUAUUACAUUUUCUUACAAAAAACUCUUGUAUGCCCAUAUAUAGUCAUGAUGUGUCUAUAUAUGUCCAUGAUGUGAUGUCAUCACGACCAUAUUUAGCGACCAAUGUCACAUUUUUUUUGUCAAAUAAAAAUUGAUAGUGUGGACAUGGCUUUGGCAAAUAGUAGUACUUCUUUCCUCAGACAGGGUUUGAUCAAAUAUUGACUUGGCAAACACAUGUAUAAUGUUCAACUAUUCAAUGAAUGUUCUUAAAUUACUGUCAUUUGAAUAGGCCUACUGUUGUUGAAUUACAAUAAAGUUUUAUUUAAUGUGUCUAAAAUAA
This is a messenger RNA of Anneissia japonica, 6204 nucleotides long. RefSeq names its product C2 domain-containing protein 5-like. Gene Ontology annotation, biological process: positive regulation of D-glucose transmembrane transport; positive regulation of vesicle fusion; protein localization to plasma membrane. Gene Ontology annotation, molecular function: calcium-dependent phospholipid binding; calcium ion binding. The record is from RefSeq and is a predicted model, not a curated record. Gene Ontology annotation, cellular component: plasma membrane. Lineage: Eukaryota; Metazoa; Echinodermata; Crinoidea; Comatulida; Comatulidae.